Molecule: messenger RNA, 819 nt
Organism: Aspergillus wentii DTO 134E9
Lineage: Eukaryota; Fungi; Ascomycota; Eurotiomycetes; Eurotiales; Aspergillaceae
Exons: 4
Coding region: 1-819 (272 amino acids)
Source: RefSeq, a predicted model, not a curated record
AUGACUCUUGACUGGAUUCGCAAUCGGGUAUGGCGGCCACCCGUCAAACCCCAGGUGAACAGAUACUACGAGGAAUGCCAAAGGCUACGCAGGAGGCUGGAUGUAAAGGAACAUGAUUUAAACGAACUACGACUAGAUAACCAGCAACUCAAGCAUAAAGCCCAGGAUCUAAGGCAGCAGCACAUUUCAGAUUCAGAAAGGAUUCGUCGACUCAACGAUCUACUAGCAGAAUCACGCGAUCAUGCCUCAGAAGCAGCAAGGAAGCAUGGCGAAGAGAUAAAACAUCUCUAUAAUACAAUACACUCUCUCCAUGGCGAUCAUGAAAAUGUCGACGAUGAAAAGAUCAUCGAUGAGAUACGCAAACUAGGCCAAAGUGUGCAACACUGGGUCAAGGCCCAUUUCAAGGAUGCAGGCAGACUUGCUGCGCUCAUACCAGAGUCUCCCGAUGGCUUUCCCAAAACCUCCCAUCAACGACGAGCCUACAUCCAAGCAGCGGUUUCUGACAUGAUACUCCAACACAUCUUCGUGCCGUACUACCCUGGGCUGGGUGAUAAUCCCUGGGGUCGUUCUCUGCAGUUCCUAGAGUCGGGGGUAGACCACGGAUGCCCCGAGAGAAUAUUGCAAAGCUGGCGAACUGGAACAUACACUUUUAUCUAUCAUGCUGCGCAGGGAAACCGGGAGAAUGUGAUGCGGAAUAUUGUUGGAUACGUAGAGGGGUUAUAUGGACAUUGCUCUUCAACUGAAACAGCACCAAGAGUACGACAGUUACAAAAGAUUCUACAGGGCUGUUUUGAAUUGAAAUCCCUUUUAUGCCGCUAG